Molecule: messenger RNA, 2228 nt
Organism: Radiomyces spectabilis
Lineage: Eukaryota; Fungi; Mucoromycota; Mucoromycetes; Mucorales; Radiomycetaceae
Product: phosphoribosyltransferase-like protein
Exons: 6
Coding region: 446-1975 (509 amino acids)
Biological process (GO): purine nucleobase biosynthetic process; purine nucleotide biosynthetic process
Cellular component (GO): cytoplasm
Molecular function (GO): amidophosphoribosyltransferase activity
Source: RefSeq, a predicted model, not a curated record
CUGCAAAUAACGGAUUAUGAUGCUUUAUGAAAAAAAGGAAGUAUAUAAUUCCCCUUUUUUUGAUCCAGUUUGACAAGCAGUAGUCUAAAAAUGACAGGAUAAUAAUGUUAUGUCCAACCAACGAAAAUGCUUAUAUCUGGGGUACAAGAAAAAAAAAGUGGACGGCACUAAGAGCGUACAUUGAUCCGUCAGCUGCAUUUGAUUGGUAGAAAAGAAUAAACCUCUCAUAGCGCCGCAAUGGACGUGGCUUCGAGAUGGAUGACAGCAACUGUUCUUCUGUCAUUGAAAUCUUCGGUGGCUUCAAAUGAUUGUUGCAAGAUUAUCAUUGGCCCAUGGGGAAACCCCACUGUGUCGGGGUUUCACUCUGAUGGAUUGAAAAGCUCCAACUGACUCAUCCCUUGAGUCUGCUUUUUCUUUACCCGGCUUGUUUUUUCAUUGAAACGACAUGUGUGGAAUCUCGGCUGUGAUCUUGGCAGACCAAAGCGGGUCAGCCUGCCCUGAUCUAUUUGAGAGUUUAGGACUCUUGCAGCAUCGUGGACAAGAUGCUGCUGGUAUUGUGACGUCUGGACCUAAAGGUCGUUUAUCCCAGUGCAAAGGAAACGGUAUGGUGAGAGAUGUCUUUGACGAGCAGCAGCUGUCACGCCUUAUCGGCCACCUCGGUAUCGGUCACGUUCGCUAUCCUACGGCCGGUUCCUCCUCCAUGUCUGAGGCUCAGCCUUUCUACGUCAACUCUCCCUACGGUAUCGUGUUUGCCCAUAACGGCAACUUGACCAAUGCCCGUGAGAUUCGUACCUUCUUGGACAAAGUAGCACAUCGUCAUAUUAACACUGAUUCCGAUUCGGAACUCCUCUUGAACAUUCUUGCUAAUAACUUGCAAAAGACUGGAAAAUUCAGAGUGAAUGAAGAAGAUAUCUUUACCGCCAUCAAGGAUUUAUAUCUUCAGAUCAAGGGUGGUUAUGCUUGUGUUGCUAUGGUCGCUGGUUACGGUAUCAUUGGUUUCCGUGAUCCUCAUGGUAUUCGGCCCCUUGUGCUUGGUCGCCGUCGCAGUGUGGCCGGUUGGGAUUAUAUGUUCGCGUCGGAAAGUGUCGCCUUGGAUGCCUUGGGCUUCACGGAUGUUCGCGAUGUCAAUCCAGGUGAAGCAGUCAUCAUUACCGAAAAGAAUGUGGCACAUCGUCAACUCAUCCAGUGUGACUACAUGGCCCCCUGUAUUUUCGAGUACGUCUACUUUGCCCGCCAAGAUAGUAUUAUCGAUGGCAUCUCUGUAUAUAAGUCCCGUCUUGCUAUGGGAGAAGCAUUGGCCGAUCAAGUGAUCAAAUCCUUUGGUAACAAGAUGGAUAUCGAUGUGAUCAUUCCGGUUCCCGAUACUAGUCGUGUGGCGGCUCUUCAAUUAUCACGAAAGCUCGGUGUCGAAUACCGUGAAGGUUUCAAUAAGAAUCGCUACGUUGGUAGAACCUUUAUCAUGCCUGGUCAGCAAACGCGACGUAAAAAUGUUCGUCGCAAGUUGAACGCCAUGGCUUUGGAAUUCCACGGAAAGAAUGUAUUGCUCGUCGACGACUCUAUUGUGAGAGGUACCACAUCCAAAGAAAUCAUCCAGAUGGCUCGCGAUGUUGGUGCCAAGAACGUUUACAUUGCUUCCUGCGCCCCUGCUAUUCGAUACCCUAAUGUAUAUGGCAUCGAUAUGCCAACCAGAAGCGAACUCGUGGCUCACAACCGUACCGAUGAGGAAAUCGCCGCUGAGAUCGGUGCCGAUAAGGUGGUUUAUCAAUCCAUUGAAGAUUUGGUCAAGUGCGUCCGACGUUUCAAUCCCAAUAUCGAAACCUUUGACACAUCGGUGUUUGAUGGUCGUUAUGUCACUGGUGAUGUCGAUGACGAAUAUCUCAGCCAUCUUGAAGGUGAACGCAACGAUGACUGCAGAUCCCGAGCAAGUUUCGACAGCGAAAGCGUCGGUUUACAUAAUAACUUUUACGGACAUUGAGUGUCUGAAUGAUUCACUAUAGAGUUGCUGGUUUUUUCCCUUCAAAAUCCUACCGCAAAGAGAAAAUAAAACAUCAUAAUUUGUAUACACUGCUAACUAUAACUCUCCUUCAAUUAUAUCUUUCUCUGUAUUAAUCUGCAAGAAGGUUAUCAAAUUAGUUUUGCUCUCAGUAUGUAAUGGUCCCUUGUCAUUCAACAGUAUAGUAUGCAUUUUGCAAUUCAAACUAUUUGGGCAAAACUUGGUAUGAGUGAAG